GUGCUGGGGCUACUGCUGGCACACAGGGAUACAAUGUAUCAGGAGGAAUAGUCUGCAGACUCUCCUGAACUCUGCUGCACCAUGGGCAGGAAGGUCACUCUGGCCACCUGCUCCCUGAACCAAUGGGCUUUGGAUUUUGAAGGGAAUCUCCAUAGAAUCUUACAGAGUAUUGAGAUUGCAAAAGCAAAAGGUGCUCGGUAUCGCCUGGGCCCAGAACUAGAGAUUUGUGGGUAUGGCUGCUCGGAUCAUUUCUUUGAGCCCGAUACCAUAUUGCAUUCAUUUCAAGUCCUGGCUGAACUUCUGGAGUCUCAUAUAACCAGGGACAUCAUCUGCGAUGUAGGGAUGCCGGUGCUGCACAAAAACGUAAGAUACAACUGCAGAGUCAUAUUCCUCAACAAGAAAAUACUCCUUAUUCGGCCAAAAAUGGUGAUGGCUAAUGCUGGGAAUUAUCGGGAGUUGCGGUGGUUCACCCCAUGGAAUAAGUCAAGGGUAAUUGAGGAUCACUUUCUUCCAAGAACGAUCCAGAAGAUCACAGGACAGGACACAGUUCCAUUUGGUGAUGCAGUGUUGGCAACCAAAGACACCUGCUUGGGGUCUGAGAUCUGUGAGGAGCUGUGGGCACCUAACAGUCCUCACAUCGACAUGGGGCUGGAUGGGGUGGAGAUAUUCACUAAUGGUUCUGGGAGUCAUCAUGAAUUGAGGAAGGCCCAUCUGAGAGUAGAUCUGGUCAAGUCUACAACUACAAAGAAUGGCGGCAUUUAUCUUCUGUGCAACCUCAGGGGCUGUGACAGCGACCGGCUGUACUUUGAUGGCUGCUCCAUGAUCUCAAUCAAUGGGGACAUUGUAGCGCAGGGCGCUCAGUUUUCUCUUGAAAAUGUGGAAGUUCUUACCGCCACUUUAGAUCUUGAAGAUGUCCGCAGUUACAGAGCGCAUACGUCAUCACGCUGCAUUUCAGCGAGCAGAAAUCCUCCAUUUCAUAGAGUGCAUGUGGAUUUCUCUCUGUCCUCAUUUGAUGAUGUGUACACCCUUACUUCUGAGCCAAUCCAAUGGAAGUACCACAAUCCUGCUGAAGAAAUAAGCCUUGGACCUGCAUGUUGGCUCUGGGAUUAUUUAAGGCGCAGUAAACAGGGGGGAUUCCUCCUUCCCCUUAGUGGUGGCGUGGACAGCUCUGCAGUGGCCUGCAUUGUAUACUCCAUGUGUCGCCUUGUCUGUCAGGCCGUGGAUGCCGGCAAUGAAGAAGUUCUACAUGACAUGCGUCAAAUAGUCGGUGAUGCAUUUUACGUACCCAGGACGCCCCAGGAUCUCUGCAGUCGUCUCUUAACCACCUGCUACAUGGCAACAGAGAACUCUUCCUAUGAAACAAAGGAGCGGGCCAGGACAUUGUCCGAACAAAUAGGCAGCCACCACCUGACCCCAUGCAUUGAUGCAGCUGUUAAAGCGGUUAUCGGGAUAUUUACUAUGGUGACUGGUAAAGUUCCUCAGUUCCGUGUCCAUGGAGGAAGUGGCCAAGAGAAUCUCGCUCUUCAGAACAUUCAGGCGAGGAUACGGAUGGUAAUCGCCUAUUUAUUUGCCCAGCUAAGUCUUUGGACGCGUGGUAUGCCCGGUAGUCUGCUGGUUCUUGGCUCAGCUAAUGUGGAUGAAAGUCUCCGAGGAUAUCUCACGAAGUACGACUGUUCGAGCGCCGAUAUAAACCCCAUUGGUGGCAUAAGUAAGACCGAUCUAAGGGGUUUCAUCCAGUAUUGUAUGGACAGUUUCCAGCUUACUGCACUGACGAGCAUAUUAUCCGCCCCACCCACUGCAGAGCUGGAGCCACUCACAGACGGACAGGUGUCCCAGACAGAUGAGGAUGAUAUGGGGAUGACAUAUGAUGAGCUGUCUGUAUUUGGGAAAUUGCGUAAAGUUGUGAAAACUGGACCCUAUAGUAUGUUCUGUAAAUUGCUGCUUAUGUGGAGGGAAAUUUCACCAAGACAAGUCGGUGAGAAAGUGAAGCACUUCUUCCGCAUGUACUCCAUUAAUAGACACAAGAUGACCACACUGACACCUGCUUACCAUGCCGAGAGCUACAGCCCUGAUGAUAACCGCUUUGACCUACGGCCAUUCCUGUACAAUGCAGCGUGGACAUGGCAGUUCCGUUGUAUUGACGAACAGGUAUCCCACCUGGAGGACUGUAAGAAGGGGGCGCUGUGUGAAGAAGUAGAUUGACAUUCACCUCCUUAAUCCCUUUCAGUCUGUAAAUUCAGCAAAAGUUUGGUUCUCUAGAAUAAAUAUAAAUAAGAAUAUUACUGGAAUUUCAAUCAACCAAAACAAAUUUCUGUUUUUACUCAAUUUCUUUCAUUUAGUAAUGAGUAUUUUCUACGUAUAGGACCCACUCCUGAUGUUGGCUAAAAAUACUGACCAAAUAUUAUGGGUGUACCUAGCCUGAAAGGAUCUGUUGCUAUAAUCUUGGUGCCAGGUACCAUAGGACACCAUUGGAGGUCUUGUAGAGUCCGUGUGUCAACCG
This is a messenger RNA of Hyla sarda, 2500 nucleotides long. RefSeq names its product NAD synthetase 1 (gene NADSYN1). Gene Ontology annotation, biological process: NAD+ biosynthetic process. Lineage: Eukaryota; Metazoa; Chordata; Amphibia; Anura; Hylidae. The record is from RefSeq and is a predicted model, not a curated record. Bases 82 to 2202 code for a protein of 706 amino acids. Gene Ontology annotation, cellular component: cytoplasm. The transcript has 21 exons. Gene Ontology annotation, molecular function: ATP binding; glutaminase activity; NAD+ synthase (glutamine-hydrolyzing) activity.